This is a messenger RNA of Saprolegnia diclina VS20, 375 nucleotides long. RefSeq lists its product as hypothetical. NCBI's taxonomy places the organism in Eukaryota, Oomycota, Saprolegniomycetes, Saprolegniales, Saprolegniaceae. The coding region runs from base 1 to 375 and encodes 124 amino acids. The record is from RefSeq and is a predicted model, not a curated record. The transcript has a single exon.
AUGACGCCGAUCGCCAUGCGCCGGCGUACGAGCCCCAACAACGCCGCCAUGACGCCGCUCAAAGAGUCGCUGCCCUCCAAGUACGACUCGUUCUUCACAAAGUCGACGUCGUCCGUCUCGGACACGGCGCCCGCGUCGCCGGCGUUGUACCCGCCGCUCAAGCCGCGCGGCAUGUCGUUGCCGCAGGUGACACUCACGACGCAUGGCCCCAAGCCACGGACACUCACGGUCGACCUCGAGCGGCCACCGCUGCCCCUGCCCAACGUGGCCGUGGACUUUAAUUUUCAGAGCAUUUUCCAGCGCAUCCACGAGUGCGUGCACAAAAUUCAAGAUAUCAAGAAGGACCUCGAGCACGAGACGACGCGCCAUCGAUAG